Molecule: messenger RNA, 3343 nt
Organism: Strigops habroptila (Kakapo)
Lineage: Eukaryota; Metazoa; Chordata; Aves; Psittaciformes; Psittacidae
Gene: DNAJC27
Product: DnaJ heat shock protein family (Hsp40) member C27
Exons: 7
Coding region: 166-987 (273 amino acids)
Molecular function (GO): GTP binding; GTPase activity
Source: RefSeq, a predicted model, not a curated record
UGGCGAAGUCUCGCGUGAGCGGAGGCUCAGCGCGGUGAGGCGGCUCCGGCCCCGCCGCGCUCCCGUCCUCCCUCGAUUCCUCCCUUCCUUCCUUCCCUCCCUCCCUUCCUUCCUUCCUUCUUCCGCCGCCUCAACCGGGCCCGGCCCGCGCCGCCCCGGCGCGCCAUGGAGGCGAAUCCGCCCAAGCGGAAGGAAACGCGCAAGUCGCUGCGGGUUAAAGUCAUCUCCAUGGGCAACGCGGAGGUGGGCAAGAGCUGCAUUAUAAAGCGUUACUGUGAGAAGAGGUUCGUUUCCAAAUACCUGGCAACUAUUGGCAUUGACUACGGCGUCACAAAGGUGCAGGUCAGAGACAGAGAGAUCAAGGUGAACAUCUUUGACAUGGCAGGACACCCAUUCUUUUACGAGGUGAGGAACGAGUUUUACAAGGACACACAGGGAGUCAUCCUGGUCUACGACGUCGGACAAAAGGAGUCUUUUGAUGCACUGGACACGUGGCUGGCUGAGAUGAAGCAGGAGCUGGGCCCCCAUGGGAACAUGCAGAACAUUGUCUUCGUUGUCUGUGCAAACAAGAUCGACAGUACCAAGCACCGCAGCGUGGAUGAGAGCGAGGGGCGGCUCUGGGCGGAGAGCCGGGGCUUUCUGUACUUUGAGACAUCAGCACAAACAGGAGAAGGAAUCAACGAGAUGUUUCAGACCUUUUACUCUGCCAUCAUCGACCUGUGUGACAACGGCGGGAAGCGCCCUUCUUCCAGCAUGGGGGUUGGCUUCACCAAAGAGCAGGCGGAUGCCAUUCGCAGGAUCCGCAACAGCAAGGACAGCUGGGACAUGCUGGGGGUCAAACCUGGAGCCACGAGGGAUGAAGUGAACAAAGCCUAUCGGAAGCUGGCUGUGCUGCUCCACCCCGAUAAGUGUGUGGCUCCCGGCAGCGAGGACGCCUUCAAAGCGGUGGUGAACGCCCGGACCGCGCUUCUCAAGAACAUCAAGUAGGGAACAGCCACUCAGAGCUGGAAAACUUCCCCUCCUCCCAGCUAGCUCCUGUGGGGCACCUCUCUCCUCCUCGUGCUUACCGCUGGCACGGACACAUACUCUCCCAGCGCCACCCAUGGGAGCAGGACUGCAUCAACUGGAGCAGCCUUGAGAUGUGCUGGAAAGGGGCAGAGUGCUGAGGAGGGCAGAGGCACCCCAGAGCCCUCCCUGCAUCCAUGGCCCCAGGUCAUGGCUGAUGUAAGUGCUGAAAACAGUGAGGUCCCCACCUUCUCGGCUGUGUUGCACCUCAAGAGAGUUACCAGCCGUGGAGGAGUUUGGGUGCGUGGCUCUAACCUGUGGAUGCAGCAGGAGCAGAUUGAGGUCUGAUCUGAAAGCUGCUGCUCCUGAAAGCAUUGGUGUCGUGGGUGGAGGAUACCCAGGAGAGCAGUCAGUUGUCAGCCCUGGGUUAUCCUAGAGCCGCCUCUGCAAGGCUAGAAGUGUUGAGAAGCACUUGCCAAGCACCGCGGCAGUUCAGCAUCCUGGGCAAAGCUGGCUCCUGCCAGCUGACACCCAACAAUACUGCUUUUGACAGUGAGGAGAAGGGCAGGUUGCUUCAGGAAACCUACUGCAGGGAGAAACUGGCUCCCAGAGUGUCCUUUUCCCCUUCCUCCCCAGGCUGUUGCGGUGCCAGGAACAGUCCCUUCUGCAGGACUGGGGCUCUUCCACCUACUUAUCACAGCACAGAGUCUCCUGCCACCGCCUCCUUCCAUCUCCCUGAGCUCAACUCCUCGGGAAGAGCCCUUAAGGCUGCAGUUCCUCAAGCAACAUGCUCCCUCCCUCCCAUCCCUCUACUCACACUGUGCCAGCGAGCUCUGGGUAGGUGCCACCAUUCCCUAUGGGUGACUGUCCUCAGCUGUGGGUGGCCCUGGCUAUUUGCAAGCAGGAAGAGGGUGCCAACCCAAGGCAGAGGCAGUUCACCCUCCACUCGCUGCCUGUCAGCUCUGCCCUUCCUCCCCCUGACCAGCUUCAUCUCCUGAGCUUCACCCACACUGCAGAGCUGUGUGAGUGCCUGCGAGCUGCCUGCUCACUUGGCCUCAUGUCGCUCUCAGAUUAGGUGAGGGGUGGAAGGGCCAUGUUCUCCCGAACUCUCUCUUCUCUUCUCACAGCAGCGUCACCCUGCUUUGCUGGUUGCCUUAUAGGUUGCUGAUCAGCAGGUGGGUGCAGGUUGCCCCCUCCUAGUCAUAGCUGCUGUUUGAUUUGAAUAGUCUCAUUGAUUUAGAGGGGAGCAUUGCUGGUCACCCCAAAAAGUGCUUGCAGAGGCUUGAGAUCUGGCUGCUGUGAUCGUGAGGGAGGUCAAAGCUGUGAAGGCUGCCAGGCUCUUAGGGGAGACCAAACGGGAGAUUUCAUGUUAUUUCCAGGGCCCAGUUUUAUCUCCUUGCUGCUGUAUGAGCUUGGCAGGGAUGGGCAGGACACGAAGCCAUGAAAUGAAAGCCGCUGAGUGUGUCUGUGUGUGUCCUUACCUCACCCCACAGGUAUCCUGUUCAAGUGUUUUCUCCUAUGGUCAGUGCAAUAUGUUUUGGUUUGUUUUUUUCCCAUUUCAAGGCAGCUUUUCUGUGUUUCCCCUUCAAAAUGUAUCAGAAAUCAACAGUAGAUUUCCCCCUCUCACUUUUUGACAGCAAGCAUUAAGGGACUUUAAAGCCAGUAUCAUUUUGCUCUUGCUCUGGUUUCUGGUGCUGGGAAGAAGUAAGCCUUCCUGCUGGGAAGCCCUUUUUGGUCCUCCAGUGUGGAAAUGACCAAGGGGAGAUGUUGCUACAAGAGGUUAAUGUUCAGAAUAGUUCCAUUUUCCCUCUCCCGGGUGCAUAAAAAGCUGGGCUGGGGGGGGUCAGCAGGGCAGGCACUGGAGCUGUGGCAAGUUAUGCCGACAGGGACUCGUUCCACACAUUUUAUGGUGCUCUGGAGUUCACUGCAAACUUCCCUGCUUGCCUAGUGGAGGAAACCACUUAAUACUGUCUUCAAACCUAUUUCUCUGUAUUUUUUUUAUCCCCCAUUGAGAAGGGUAAAUAAUCCUUUUGCUGAAUGGUGCACUUCAUUUCGAGGGUGAGAUCUCAGUGCCUGGAGUGGUUUAAAGGCUUCCUCAGUUCCUGCUGCUCAGGAGCUCUCCAGGUCUUUUGUGCUAUGUAUGGUCCCUCCUAUUUGUUCCUCAGGUGACUCUGGCUGUUAGUCUUGGGGUUUCUGCUGUCUGUUUACAGAGCUGACCGGACCGUUGGAGACCAUUACACACGCAUGUCACAUCGAGCCAUGCCGGUGACCUUCUGAGUUGUGUUAUUUUUAUAAAUUAAACCCCCCCUUUGGAACAAAGGAAGCCCUGUGAGCUGUC